Messenger RNA from Aspergillus novofumigatus IBT 16806, 465 nucleotides. RefSeq lists its product as uncharacterized. The transcript has a single exon. Lineage: Eukaryota; Fungi; Ascomycota; Eurotiomycetes; Eurotiales; Aspergillaceae. Gene Ontology annotation, molecular function: mannosyltransferase activity. The annotation marks the transcript as partial. Gene Ontology annotation, biological process: mannosyl-inositol phosphorylceramide biosynthetic process. The record is from RefSeq and is a predicted model, not a curated record.
CCCAGUGAGCGAGCUGAUGCCAUUCGCUAUCUCAUCCUUCAGCAUUUCGGUGGAAUAUAUAUCGAUUUAGAUAUUGGAUGCCGGCGUUGCCUGGACCCUCUCCUAAAUUUAUUGAUAUGGUUCCCCAAGACACGCCCAUCUGGCGUCGGCAAUGAUGUGAUGCCGAGCAUACCCGAGCACCCAUUAAUGAUGAAGCUUGCGCUGGAUCUGCAAGACAGAUAUGCCUUGUUUCUGCCUCCUUACCUGGCAGUCUUCUGGACGACAGAGCCCCUGUAUGUGAACGAUAUUUUGACGUCAUGGCUACAACAUAGGAGCAAUGGUAUGAGGGCGGACAUUGACAAACAUUCCGAGGCCCGAGGCGCCGGCUUGGUUAUUCUCCCCCCAAAAUUUUAUGACCGCAUGGAAUACUCAUUCUUCAGGCACGUGCCAGACUCAUCAUGCAUGGCCCUGGUGCGGUUCUGUUGA